AUGGAUGUCGUCGUGUGUCGUCUUGUGUCGUCCACCGCCGUCACCAGAAUGCGCCGCCGCCCAUCACGCAGAGGAACAAGGUCGUCGGAUCGUGUGCACCAGCGUUACGAGAGACGCGAGAAGCGAGGAGAGCGCGUGGGUAACGGAAAGAGCCCCGAAAGCGAGCACGCAGGCGACCCACUUAUUGUGGGACCCACUUCUACCUGUAGUUUUACGUGUAGCGCACUACGAACCGCGAAAGCACCUGACGAGCAGCACUGUAACGCCGCUAUUGCCUCGUCAGCCGAAAACGAACAUCGUCGCUUUGUCUCCUGCUCAGCAUCAUCGCGAAACCACCGACGACGGCGACGAGACUACGCACGGCCGACGUACCGACGACUACGACACGUCACCAAUAGACAUUCAUUCGACUGGGAGCCGCGUCGGAUGGCGGGCCCUCGCGACGGCCGCUAG
This is a messenger RNA of Sporothrix schenckii 1099-18, 453 nucleotides long. RefSeq lists its product as uncharacterized. The coding region runs from base 1 to 453 and encodes 150 amino acids. The record is from RefSeq and is a predicted model, not a curated record. The transcript is spliced from 2 exons. Lineage: Eukaryota; Fungi; Ascomycota; Sordariomycetes; Ophiostomatales; Ophiostomataceae.